GUUUCAAGGUUAAGGUUGAUGCUGGUGCGGAACCCUGCGUUGACAGCGUCGUCGUUAUUAGCCACCACAAGGAGGCUCUGCAACUAUAACUACCAUCUCUCUACAUCUACACUCAUGGCAUCUUCAGCUGUGGACUGCAAUUCACCUUCCACGCUGGUUUUAUGCGGAAAAUCGCUGUCAGAGAAUGAAACUGUUAAAGCUAUUAAGGCCAAUAACACCCUCAAACUCGCUGACAAUGCGGGAUUCUCAUUUGUUUUGCAUUCGGAAUUGGAUAGAAGUGUUAAACAAGAGUCUUUCCAAGUUGAUUCCUUCAUGAAUUCUCUUUCCACCAAUCAAUUUGGCAAGCUUCUCAUCUGGUCCCCGCGGUUAACUUCAACGCACGAUGUCGUUUCACAGAACUUUUGUGAGCUUCCCAUUGGUACAGUUUGUGUUGCUGAUGUUCAGACCAAGGGACGAGGUCGGUCGAAGAAUGUGUGGGAGUCUCCAUUAGGUUGCCUCAUGUUUUCUUUUACCCUGCAAAUGGAGGAUGGACGAGUGGUUCCCUUAGUUCAGUACGUGGUUUCACUCGCUAUCACAGAAGCAAUCAAGGAUAUCUGUAACAAAAAUGGAUUACCCUGCAUUGAUGUUAAAAUCAAGUGGCCAAAUGAUCUUUACCUAAAUGGCCUUAAAAUUGGAGGCAUUCUUUGCACCUCAACCUACAGAUCAACGAAGUUCAAUGUUAGUGCAGGAAUAGGCUUAAAUGUCAAUAAUGAGAAGCCAACAACAUCCUUAAAUACAGUUCUAAGAGAAUUGUAUGUGGGAGCUUAUCAAUUUCAAAGAGAAGAUGUCCUGGCAGCCUUUUUUAACAAAUUUGAGAAACUUUAUGGUCUAUUUGUGAAUCAAGGAUUUCAAACUCUAGAGGAUCUAUAUUGUAAGACAUGGUUGCACAGUGGACAGAGAGUUGUUGUACAGGAAAAGAACGAGGACAAAGUGGUCGAACAUGUGGUAACUAUUCAGGGUUUGACAUCCUCAGGAUAUUUGUUGGCUGUCGGUGAUGACAAUCAAAUGUGUGAGCUCCACCCAGAUGGUAAUAGCUUUGAUUUUUUCAAAGGACUGGUCAGAAGGAAACUUGACUGAAGAAGAUUCCUUGGCACAUUUUGCACGAGCCAACAAAUCUUACGCAUUUUGUAUAUAUUACCAAGGUUUUGGUUUUAUAGCUCAAAAUUUUCCAAUAAAUUAAAUUUGUUUCAUAUAUUCUGUCAUUAGAAUUUUAGAGCUUUAGUACUCCAUUUGAGAACCACCGUCAAACUUAUAAUGCACUUUCCUUGUAUGGUCAAUCAAGAUCUACUAAGUUAAGGCUAAAAAUAUUAUGC
Messenger RNA from Gastrolobium bilobum, 1352 nucleotides. Its product is annotated as biotin--protein ligase 1, chloroplastic-like. Gene Ontology annotation, biological process: protein modification process. Lineage: Eukaryota; Viridiplantae; Streptophyta; Magnoliopsida; Fabales; Fabaceae. Gene Ontology annotation, cellular component: cytoplasm. The record is from RefSeq and is a predicted model, not a curated record. Gene Ontology annotation, molecular function: biotin--[biotin carboxyl-carrier protein] ligase activity. Bases 19 to 1116 code for a protein of 365 amino acids. The transcript has 10 exons.